CUGUGGGCGCAGGUGUGUCUACCUUUUGGUAGUUCCAAACACGGAAGUUUUCAGGUUGUCACGCACUGUUUCCCGGCUCAACCCCACGGUAUGUGUCCCUGCUCUGUUUAGCUGAGGUGGGAAAGUGUGGAGGUGAAAGAAGGGGAUUCCAGCCCACCAGUCACCGGCUCAACGGGACCAUGUCAUCGGGCGGACCCGGACAGGCUGGCGCGCUCAGCCCCACUCACGUCCACGGGGAAAGCCUGUCCGUCCACGGCAGCACGGAGCGGCUGAGCCCGUCCGCCGUGAACCGCAUCCUGAUGGAGUUUCUGAUUUACAUGGGCAGGGCCGUGCUGCUGCUGUACCCGGUGUACACCACGGGCUACCUGGGUCUCAGUAUCAGCUGGGUGCUGCUGUGCAUGGUCAUCAUCACCUGGUGGAAGAAGAACCGCCAGUGGAAAGACGCCAGGAUCGGAACUGCCAUCGACUUCGUGGACAACGAGUCCCGUGUGAUUGACAAGGAGCUGCAGAGUACUUUACAGAUGGCAUCGUGGGUUAAUUUCUCAGAUGUGGAGAAGGUGGACUGGGUCAACAAGGUGCUGGAGCAGGCCUGGCCUUUCUUUGGGAUGUUUAUGGAGAAGCUCCUUAGAACGAUUAUUCAGCCGGCAGUCAGGCAGUCCAGCCAAGCACUCAAAACAUUCACCUUUACCAAGGUCCACUUUGGACACGUACCCCUCAGGAUCACUGGAAUGAGAGCAUUAACCCAUGAGGUGGAUCAGAGAGAAGUGAUUCUGGACAUGAAAAUAAGUUAUGAUGGUGAUGUGGACAUCGAUGCAGACGUGAAGUCUCCAAUCACAGCUGGUGUCAAAGGACUUAAAUUCCAGGGGAUGCUGAGAGUCAUUUUAGAGCCUCUGAUUGGUCAAGUUCCGCUGGUGGGAGGAGUCACGUUUUUCUUCAUUCGCCGCCCUACAAUGCAAGUUAACUGGACUGGGACCACUAACCUUUUGGACAGCCCUGCCUUUAGUUCAUUGUCUGAGGAGGCCAUCAUGGACAUCAUUGCUUCCCUCAUGGUGUUACCAAACCGCAUGUGUUUUCCACUCAUAGACCAGGUCAAAAUGGACCAGAUGAGGUUUCCACUGCCUCGUGGGGUGGUGAGGGUCCACUUGCUGGAGGCCAGAGAUCUGAUGGCUAAGGAUACAUACAUGUUGGGCAUAGUAAAGGGGAAAUCAGACCCCUAUGCAACACUCCGAGUUGGCAACCGACAUUACAAAAGCAAAACUAUUAAGGAGAAUUUGCACCCAAAAUGGAACGAGGUCUAUGAGUUUGUCGUCCAUGAGGCUCCAGGACAAGAGCUGGAGCUGGAGGUGUUUGAUGAAGACACAGAUAAAGAUGACUUCCUCGGAAGGUUUAACAUUGACUUUGGAGAGGUGAAGCAAGAGAAAGAAAUGGAUCAGUGGUUUACCCUGGAGGGCGCCCAGACUGGAGAAAUUCAUCUCAAACUCCAAUGGCUUUCCCUUCAGAUGGAUUCAAGCCUUCUCAAAGAGUCUGAUGAUGGUCUUGCUUGUGCAAUGCUUGCAGUGUAUCUGGACAGUGCCUCCAGCCUGCCGAAAGACCAAAGUGAGAUCACCCAGCAUCAAAAACAUGGGAGGCAGGCAAAGGAAGCUCGGCUCACAAAGAGAACUCCUAACCCCAAUUCCUUUGUGGAAUUUUCUAUUGAUAAAGAUGUCCAGAAAAGCAAGACUGUAUACGCGUCCAAAGACCCAGUGUGGGAAGAGGGCUUCACCUUCUUUGUGCAUAACAUCAAAACACAGCAGCUUAUUGUCCAGGUGAAAGAACAGGAUAAGAAGACUCCGCUUGGUACCCUCAACUUGCCCCUGAGUCGUCUCUUUAACAUUUCCAACAUGUGCCUAGACCAGCGUUUCAUGCUGGAGCGAUCUGGAGCCACGAGCCAAAUCAAGCUGAAGGCCACGCUCAGGAUUCUUUUUGAGGAAAAACCACCACCAAAGAUUAUUCUCAGUUCACCGCCACAACCGAAAACACCACAAAGGAACCAAAGAAGCAGUGUCCCCACACCACACCCUGCUGCACUGUCCGCUGAAGCCACGCCAGCUGCCCAGCUCCCAUCUCCAACCGGGAAUGGAGUUGAUGACUACUUAGUCCACCGUCGUGGUUCCUUCCUGGCCUCUGAAACCUGCCAGUCAUCACCUUCCACACCAAACAUGCGUCGGUACGACUCCCACAGCCUCCUGUCAGAGAACUCCAUCGCCUCCUCACGCUUUGACCUUUCAGACGGAGCCUCGUAUCCAGAAGCCCUCAGAAAAUAUCAGGGUUCCCUUGGAGAGAUCCAUCUAACAGUGCGAUACGCCACCCUGAGGAACAAACUGAUCAUACUAGUCAAUGCCUGCAGGAAUUUAUUCCCUUGCAAUGAGAACGGAACAGACUCAUAUGUCCGCCUGUAUCUGCUCCCUGACCAGUCCUGGAGACACCGAAAGAAGACACACGUGAAGAAGAGGACGGUCAAUCCAGUCUUCAACGACAGAUUUGAGUUUGAUGUGUCACUUGAAGAGGCAAAAACCAGGAAGCUGGAUGUGGCUGUGAAAAACAGCAGGAUGUUCCACACACGGGAGAGGAAGGACAUAGGCAUGGUACUGAUAAAUCUGAACAACUUGGAUCUAGCCAAAGGCAUUACAGAAUGGUAUGAGCUGACACUACCUGGGCUGAAGAAGUCCAACUAGCAAGAGGGCUGUAUAAGCGCUACUUCCAGAAGCCCGGCCAGGCUUAAUGCAGGCUUACCACAUGUUCAAAGAACUGCCAAUUUUUCAUCUUGUUCAUCAUAAUAGAGUAAAGCUGGGUCAAAGCUGUGUUCAUUGCUUUUGGAAAAGAUCUAUAACAAAUGUAUUUAGGUAAAAUUAUAAGUAUGUAUGGUGACAAGACCAUUGAAUUCUAAGGUUGUAGAAGGAACUGAAUGCUUUUUGACACGCAGGUAAGUGUAAAGUAUUUUCAAAGGUUCAGUGUGUCAUAUUUAUGAGUCUCUAAUUGAUUGAAUGGAAUAUAAUAUUUAUCAUGUUGAAAUGUUUUUUUUUUUCCUUUCAUUCAUUUCUAUCUACAUAUGGAAUAAGUCCGUCAUGUUGUGUCACCAUAUUUCUUAAGUAGCUCAAAGCAGAGUUUAUGUUCCAUUUUCUAUUUAAUGUGUGGGAUUGGUUGUUGAGGUGCCGUCACCUGUUAUGUAAAGGUUACCACCAGAUAUCACUAAACGUCACACACUGAACCUUGAUAAAGUUGUCACAAACAUCGGAAAAGAGACAUUCUGACACCCUUCAUCAGGUUACCACAGCUAAUGAUUAUUAUUCUAAUUCAACUGCAUGGCACUUGCUUAGGUUUAUACACAUGUAAUUAUACUGCAAGGCUUUUAUAAUCACAAGAGCAUCUCAUCAGGAAAGACCAUUUGGGUUUUUACCACACAGAUGAAUCUCUUUUGGAAUUCCUUUGAUUAUAUAUGCAUUUUUUUUAUAUGUUUUUUGUGUGAAGAGGUUCCAAAGUGUUUAUGUGUCAGGAGAGUUCACUGGAUGGUGAUGAAUGUUACACUUGCACAUAAUAUUGUUUUAAAUUGUGAAUUAAAAAGUUACACUGCUUUAAUGAGCGACUUACAACUGUUGAUGAUUUUUAGUGGGCUGAUAAGAUGUAAUGACAGCAACUAGUCCCUUUAGAGUAGGGGUGUCAAACUCAUUUUAGUUCAGGGGCCACAUUUAGCCCAGUAUGAUCUGAUAACACUGAAAAAACGUAAAAUU
Messenger RNA from Sphaeramia orbicularis (orbiculate cardinalfish), 3767 nucleotides. It is a transcript of the gene esyt3, whose product is annotated as extended synaptotagmin-like protein 3. The record is from RefSeq and is a predicted model, not a curated record. Bases 180 to 2714 code for a protein of 844 amino acids. The transcript is spliced from 23 exons. Lineage: Eukaryota; Metazoa; Chordata; Actinopteri; Kurtiformes; Apogonidae. Gene Ontology annotation, molecular function: calcium-dependent phospholipid binding; phosphatidylinositol binding; calcium ion binding. Gene Ontology annotation, biological process: lipid transport. Gene Ontology annotation, cellular component: endoplasmic reticulum membrane.